Molecule: messenger RNA, 2734 nt
Organism: Anneissia japonica
Lineage: Eukaryota; Metazoa; Echinodermata; Crinoidea; Comatulida; Comatulidae
Product: nucleoporin Nup43-like
Exons: 7
Coding region: 13-1104 (363 amino acids)
Cellular component (GO): nuclear pore outer ring
Molecular function (GO): protein binding
Source: RefSeq, a predicted model, not a curated record
UUCCUCUCAAAAAUGGCCGCGAAAAUAGGAGUGAAGUUCGUGUCAAAAAAAAUCAGCAAAAUACGAUGGCAACCAGAAACAUUUCAAAACGAAACAGAUAUUUUUGCUACUGGAUCUUGGGAUAAUAAUGUAAAUAAAAUUGAAGUUUGGAGUAUACCAAAGUUGUCACACACAGAAGAAGCAAUAGAACCAGAACAGUUGUGUGGUUGUGACCAUAUUGGUGAUGUGACUGAGCUUAAGUUUGUUGGUGCUAACAGGUUAUUAGCAUCUUCAUCAACUGGAAGUGUUUCUAUGUAUCAUCUACAGACAAGGUCAAAUACAUUAGCAGUUGACCAGAGUUGGGAGAAGCUGCACACGCUGAGUGGAAAGGGCUGCACCUGUACAAGUGUUGUGGUAAACGGCAGCGAUAUUAUAACAACGGGGGAAGAUGGCAGCAUCAAGGUACUGCGAAUGGGUCAGCAGAAACCAGUAAGGUCAAUGGAUGGUGCUGACAGUUGCUGCAUCAAUGCUGCUGUACAAGUCAAGAAUCAUGAGAUAGUUACUACCAACAGUAGAGGGCAGUUGAAGCAAUGGGACCUCAGACAACCUGACAACAAACCCGUCAGCAUCUUUCUACUUACGGGAGAGCAGACAGGUCUUGUGUCUGUAGACAGGCAUCCCAGUCAGGCCCAUGUGGUUGCUGCAGGCGGAGAAGAUGGCUUUCUGAACAUAUGGGAUCUUCGCCAACAAAAGUAUCCUGCCACAUUAUUCACAGCACAUGAUGGACCAGUGUGGGACGUAUGCUUUCAUCAGCCAAGUCCGGAUCACUUAUUCACCUGUUCUAAUGAUGGAUCUCUUCUCCACUGGGAUAAUUCAUCUGCUAGUCUUCAUUCCACCUCUAUUCUUGCUUCUCACGGCAUACCAGACCACCCACCUCAAACAGAACGUGCAUCAGUGUCCUGCUCUUGGCUGUCUGGUGAAAUAGGACAGCCAGACGUUCAAACAGACUCUCUGCUGCCCCCUAGCACAAUGUCCAUCAACAGUCUCGAUAUUCUUGGUCAGAAUAUUGUAUGUGGAACUGACGGUGAAUCAGUAUACUUUCUUUACGGGAUAAAUACAAGAUGAAUUGUGAACCAAAAUAAGGUGUUACGCAACACUGAAAAUUUGUUUUGUCUUAUUUCAUAAUGAAUUAAAUGGUCAAUGAAUCAGUACAGUUUAUAUAUAGCAUAUCAUGUGACUUAAAAGAUGAAAACAUUUGCAAAACUUUGUAUUGAGAGUUCAUUAAGUCAGAGUGCCAGAGUGUCCUGUGCCGACGCCAGCAGGGCGGCAUUGUCUUAAGCCCAAACGUAGGCCGUGAUUUUAACCCAAGAAAGCGUAAUUAGAAUGUCACACAAUUGCCCUGCUUUUCAGUACUAUGAACCAAAGAGUAUAAAACUGUAAGAAGUCCAACUGCCCUGAUUUUGUAUGCAGCAAGGUAUGCAGGAAAUCGAAUGUUAAAAGUACUGCCACGAAAUAGGGGGCGUCCUACACAUAAUUUAGAAAAUUGUACGCAUUGCUUGAUUCUUUUAAAGGCCACGCCCCUUUGUUGACGUACUUUUUGAGUUCCAACCAAUCCCUUAUUACUGCAAGAGGUUUUUACUCUUUGCUUGAACCUUCACCAGAUUUUCUCACCUGGUCCUCAAUGGCCUCUGUAGGAAAUUAUCAGUCCGUUUAAACAGGAGUACCAUGUGAUGUUUGCUGCAAGUCUCCAUAAAAUCGUGGCAGACUCGCACAUGCAGGAAAAAUCUUGAAAAUAAGUUGUCAGUCGGAAGUCAGCUGGCGUUUGGUAUCACCACGUGCAGUAAAAUAAUUAAUGUCUCCUAGAAGUGGCUUCUUUCAAAUGGGGACCCCUGGCUUAUGCCCCUUGAAAGUGUAUCCUAGAGCCGGUACAGGGUGUUUUAUCAUUGCAUCAUGUGUGUAAUCAACUCCCGGGAGACCAUGCAAUUUAAAGAAUUUAAGUAAAUUGCUGAUACAUACUGUCAAACCCUGGAAGUAUUAAUACAUCCAUUCUCAUCCAUACCAUAAACAUUGUAGAGGCCUACCUAUUAGGCCUACAUAAAAUUUAUUUCUUAUGAAAAUGAAUUGCUUAAAGAAUGCUAAUGCAGAACAAAAGAGAAAUGUAUAGAAAAUUUGUAAGGCAUUCCGAUGGCGAUCAACACAUCAGGUAGGGCUAAAUUCAUUCGUAUACAGUAAUUAUAAGUCAUCUCCCAUUUUAACAAAAAAAUGUUUAAAAUCUUGUCUGGGAAUUCACAAAAUCUUUCAAUGAACGGCCACACACUCGAUACGAUGGUAACAUCCUUUGUUCCUAUGAUUGAGUGGCGUUAACUAACGCACGUUCAGGCGGUUUAAUGAACUAGUGCCCCCAUCUCCAGGGGCCCAAAUCUUUUAGGUGCCCCACCUCCUUAUCAAAAAUCUAAUAAAGCAAUUCAUUGAUAAAAAUCUAGAUUGAUGGUAUUUAUCUUUAUGUAAUACUGCAGAUUAUAAUUGAAAAUUCUUACUAACUUUAAAAUUAUCUGUUAUACAUAGCCACUUGAAUCGGGAUGGAUGGAAAUUCAGUGAAACAAAUCUACAGUAUGCAUGCAUGAAAGCGUGCCCAAUAUAAAUCGCCAACAAAUAUCGUUUGUCAGCCAAGGCUCACACUUUCAGGCCCAAUCUGAAGUUUUUAUGUGGAAACUCAUACUUUUUCCAAUAAUUUACAAUAAAAAUUACAAUUUCA